Arabidopsis lyrata subsp. lyrata is the source of this 1274-nucleotide messenger RNA. RefSeq names its product THO complex subunit 4B. The transcript is spliced from 5 exons. Bases 159 to 1031 code for a protein of 290 amino acids. Gene Ontology annotation, biological process: mRNA export from nucleus. The record is from RefSeq and is a predicted model, not a curated record. Lineage: Eukaryota; Viridiplantae; Streptophyta; Magnoliopsida; Brassicales; Brassicaceae. Gene Ontology annotation, molecular function: mRNA binding. Gene Ontology annotation, cellular component: nucleus.
UUGAGGUGUUUAUCGUAAUUCUCCGAGAAGAUAAUACUCGUAGCUCUCUCUCUCUAUCUCGCGGUGCGUUGUUGUGAAUUUUCCUCUUUUCAAAUCUCACAGCAACAAAACCCUAGAUACUUGCUCUACUUGAUAUCGGAGAAGAAGAUCCGGCGAAGAUGUCAGGUGGCUUGGAUAUGUCACUUGAUGAUAUCAUCAAAUCUAAUCGAAAACCUACUGGAUCUCGCGGCCGAGGAGGCAUUGGUGGUGGUAAUAACACCGGUGGUCGCGGUGGUUCCGGUUCCAAUUCCGGUCCGUCUCGUCGAUUUGCUAACCGCGUAGGAGCCAGAACGGCGCCGUAUUCAAGGCCGAUUCAACAACAAGCUCAUGAUGCGAUGUGGCAAAACGAUGUCUUUGCGACUGAUGCGUCUGUGGCGGCGGCUUUUGGGCAUCAUCAGACUGCUGUUGUUGGUGGUGGCUCGUCCAUCGAGACUGGAACUAAGCUCUACAUUUCCAACUUAGAUUAUGGUGUCUCCAACGAAGAUAUCAAGGAGCUUUUUUCUGAGGUUGGUGACCUUAAGCGGUAUGGGAUUCACUAUGAUAGGAGUGGAAGAUCGAAGGGUACUGCUGAAGUUGUUUUUUCGAGGCGCGGUGAUGCCUUGGCAGCUGUCAAGCGUUACAACAAUGUUCAAUUGGAUGGAAAACUGAUGAAGAUAGAGAUUGUUGGGACUAAUCUUUCAGCUCCUACUCUUCCCCUUCCUGCUCCAGCUCAGUUUUCUUUUCCUACUAAUGGGAUACUUGGGAACUUUAAUGAGAACUUUAACGGCAAUUUCAAUGGGAACUUCAAUGGAAACUUCAGGGGCAGAGGAAGAGGUGGUUUUAUGGGGCGACCUCGUGGUGGUUUUGGCGGUGGUAAUUUCCGAGGAGGUAGGGGAGCUAGAGGACGUGGUGGUCGUGGCAGUGGUGGAAGAGGACGUGAUGAAAACGUAUCUGCAGAGGAUCUUGAUGCUGAAUUGGACAAGUACCACAAAGAGGCAAUGGAAACAAGUUAGAAAGGGGAGACUAAUCCUAUUGCAUGCCUACAUGUAUUCCUUCCCUUAGUGCACGAUAUGCUUUUGUAUUAGUAUGAUCUUUAGAUUGAUGUCAAUGGGUCUGACCUUAUCAGAGGUUUAGCUAUUUUUUUCUUCUCUAUGUGAGCUUUUUAGCUUUUGCAGUUGAGUUCAGAGAAACAGCAUUGUGUGUACCGUGGAACUCAAACUCCUCUAAAGUGUUUAUUCGAAACAUCAUUCCAUCUA